AUGCUGACGAUGAGGGGAGAUAGGAUUUACGCUCGAGAAGGCUUCUCUUCCAUUCGUCUGGGCGAACUUGCUGCUUGCGCGGAUCUGCGGACCCUUCCAGUAGAAGAUAUAAAUCGGGAUGGUGACGAGGAAGGCCAGACAUCCCAAGAUGGUACUCGCCCACUGCAGGUGGAACUUCUUGCCGAUGUUGCUGUACAUGAACGUCGCGUACAUGGCCGAAAUGCCCGCCAGGAGAUCACGCGCGAAACCGUUGCCGCCCGUUGCCGAUGCCGAAUAGACGCCUUGGCAAUGGCGAUCAGACAGGCGAAGAUCAGCGGCGCAAUCCAAGGCGUGUAUUCAGGCCCCAUGGACGUCCACGCGAAGCCGAAGAGACCAAUCGUCUCGAGCGGCGCGAGGAAGAGCAGCAGCAGCAGCAGACGCCGUUCCGGAAGACGCAGCAUUGCCCUGCUUCUUCCGGAUGUGCCUCUGGCGGGCGAGACCCGGGAGGAAGAUUGCAUACGCCAGCAAAUAACCGAUGACGAUGGCAAUGAAAGUCAACCCGGUGGCGACGGUGCUGAAGUUCCACUGCGCAAAAACAGGGUUGAAAGACUCAAUACAGGUAAAAAUCAGAGCAUCAAAGAAUCCAGACAGAAGAGACAAGAACAGCACGAUUGGGUCACGGAUGAACAUCUCAAAGGGUCGCCGCCAGAUGCGCAAGAACUCUUUCGCAUCUAG
Molecule: messenger RNA, 714 nt
Organism: Rasamsonia emersonii CBS 393.64
Lineage: Eukaryota; Fungi; Ascomycota; Eurotiomycetes; Eurotiales; Trichocomaceae
Exons: 4
Coding region: 1-714 (237 amino acids)
Source: RefSeq, a predicted model, not a curated record